GAAACUAAGAAAAAGAAAAAUAUAAUGCCGAGGUUUGGUGGUGCAGAAAGUAGUACUCCCAAUGGAGAGUCAUCGGACGGCCGAGGUUUUCCGAAAGAUCACCCUCGAGAUACGCGUGACUUGCCAUCUUUAUUGUCUUCUUGCUAUCCUAUUACUCUCAAGUUCGUGGACGUGUGCUACCGGGUGAAGAUUGAGAACAAGCAGAAGCGCGGCGGCAGCAGCCUCAGCCGCAUAUUUUGUCAGAGGCCCACAAAAUCCGAUCAAAGAUCAACGGCCACGAUUGAAGAGCGAACAAUCAUGAGCGGGAUAACAGGAAUGGUUUCCCCAGGCGAAAUCCUAGCCAUCCUGGGCCCCUCCGGGAGCGGAAAAUCCACGCUCCUCAAUGCGCUUGCUGGGAGACUCCACGGAAACGGCUUGACCGGAAAAAUCGUCGCCAACGAUCGUAAGUUGAGCAAAACGGUUCUGAGACGCACGGGGUUCGUGACGCAGGACGAUAUUCUCUACCCCCACCUCACCGUCCGCGAAACCCUAGUUUUCUGCUCCCUCCUCCGCCUGCCGCAGACGCUAUCGAAAAAGGAGAAAAUAUCGGUGGCCGAGUCGGUGAUCUCGGAGCUGGGUUUGGUGAAAUGCGAGAACACAAUAAUAGGGAACAGCUUCAUACGUGGGAUAUCUGGCGGGGAGCGAAAGAGAGUGAGCAUAGCGAACGAGAUGCUGAUUAACCCUAGUUUGCUCGUGCUGGACGAGCCCACGUCAGGGUUGGACUCCACCGGGGCCCACCGGCUGGUUGCCACGUUGGCUUCCCUAGCUCAGAAGGGAAAGACGAUAGUGACGUCCAUGCACCAACCGUCUAGCCGAGUUUACCAGAUGUUCCACUCGGUGUUGGUUCUGUCAGAGGGGAGGAGCUUGUACUUUGGGAAAGGGAACGAGGCUGUCGGCUACUUUGAGUCGGUUGGCUUCUCGCCGUCUUUCUCCAUGAACCCUGCGGACUUCCUGCUUGAUCUCGCUAACGGUGUUUGCCAGCUUGAUAGUGGAAGUGAAAGAGAUAAGCCAAACAUCAAGAACACCCUCUUUUCAUCGUACAACACCUUGUUGGCUCCGAAGGUAAAAGCUGCCUGCUUGGACAACACUGCAACCAUUCCAACAAAAGGGACGAAUAUUGUUAUUGGAAGCAGCCAUUCUUCAAAAGAACAAAGAUACUGCAGCAAUAUAAUAUCCUUCUCCGCAUGGUUCAACCAGUUCAGGAUACUCCUCCAAAGAAGCCUCAAGGAGCGAAAACACGAAUCCUUUAACACUCUUCGGGUCUUCCAGGUAAUCACAGCCGCAAUAUUAGCCGGUUUGAUGUGGUGGCACUCCAAUUUCCUAGACAUCCAAGACCGUCUAGGCCUCCUCUUCUUCAUCUCCAUCUUCUGGGGAGUCUUCCCGUCGUUCAACUCCGUCUUCGCCUUCCCUCAAGAGCGUGCCAUCUUCAUGAAGGAGCGUGCUUCUGGAAUGUACACACUUUCUUCAUACUUCAUGGCUCGGAUCGUCGGAGAUCUGCCGAUGGAACUCAUUCUCCCAACCAUCUUUCUCGCUGUCACUUACUGGAUGGCCGGACUAAAACCCACGUUAGACGCUUUUCUUUUGACUCUGUUGCUCCUGCUCGGCUACGUGCUCGUCUCUCAGGGCCUUGGCCUCUUCUUAGGCGCGGCUAUCAUGGACGCCAAGCAGGCCUCGACGGUGGUAACGAUUACAAUGCUGGCGUUUGUGUUGACCGGAGGGUUUUACGUGCACAAGGUGCCCUCUUGCAUGGCUUGGAUCAAGUAUAUUUCCACCACCUUUUACAGUUACCGGCUUCUCAUCAACGUGCAAUAUGGAGAAGGGGAGAAACUCUCGUCCUUGUUGGGCUGCUCCGGCCAGCAUGGACGUGAUAGAUCUUCGGCGAGCUGUAAGUUUAUUGAAGAAGACAUUGGGAGGCAAAUCAGCCCUCUGGUGAGCGUUGGCGUGCUGCUGUUGAUGUUUGUGGGAUAUAGGUUGUUGGCUUACAUUGCGUUGAGGCGCAUCAAAGCUUGAUUUCUGUAGUUGGUCAUAAUUGUAAUUCUUGGAAUAACUGAAGGACACAGGAGGAUGGAUGCACAAGCUAAUAUCCAAUCCUGUCCACGCUGCUAUAGCUUAAUA
Molecule: messenger RNA, 2154 nt
Organism: Corylus avellana
Lineage: Eukaryota; Viridiplantae; Streptophyta; Magnoliopsida; Fagales; Betulaceae
Gene: ABCG25
Product: ATP-binding cassette family G25
Biological process (GO): transmembrane transport
Cellular component (GO): plasma membrane
Molecular function (GO): ABC-type transporter activity; ATP hydrolysis activity; ATP binding
Source: RefSeq, a predicted model, not a curated record